Messenger RNA from Aphidius gifuensis, 1096 nucleotides. RefSeq names its product cilia- and flagella-associated protein 300-like. The record is from RefSeq and is a predicted model, not a curated record. The transcript has 5 exons. The coding region runs from base 1 to 897 and encodes 298 amino acids. Lineage: Eukaryota; Metazoa; Arthropoda; Insecta; Hymenoptera; Braconidae.
AUGACAAGUGUGACAGCUGGCAAGUUGUUGAUGACACCACGACAAAAAUAUAUAUCGAGAUUUUAUCGAUAUCUAUCGAAUCGUUGUCAUGGAAUUUGUUAUUUUAUAUUUGAAAAAAAAAAAAUGGAUAUUGAGCCAAAAUUUACAUUUAUUUCUAUUCAACAAGAUAAAAAAUAUCCCAAUCUUGAAAAUAAUACAAUCAAAAAAUUGAUUGAAAAAUGGGGAUUACAUUUGUCAAUCCAAAAUUAUUUAUUCAAUGAAACUUUUCAUGAGUAUCAUAAAUACCACUUGGCAGAGGAAUUUUUCAAGAGUGAUAUUGUUGCUAAAAGUUUAAAAACAUGGACAUCAAAUAAUUAUAAAAUCCAAGGAUUUGUUGCAUCAAAAGUAGAAACUAAGCAAAUAUCUUGUUCAGUUGUGAGUAUGUCUUUUUUUGAUAAACUCAAAGAUCCUAAGAACAAUAUUGUUUAUGAAUCUGGAAGUAUUCGUCAACGAUAUGAAACUGAAAUAAAUGGCAUCAUGGUCUCUGAUAAUCUUAGAAGUAUGCUCAUUGAUGAAGAAAGUGAUGAGUACAGUAUCUAUUCAACUGAUGAAAGAGAUGAAUUUAUUUUCAAGAUAUUUCAAAUGCUGGUGUUGGGUGGUGAAUACUGUCAAUACGAAGAUUAUUUGCAGCCUUAUCUUGAUUGUACAAAAAAAAUAUACAAGGAUUUUGUUAAGGUAUAUACUGAACCUUCCACAAAUGAUUUGGCAAUUUCAACUAUGAUUCUUCAAGUUGUUGCUGAAAGAGAUGGAAAAGCCUACUUUCCAAAUGAUCCAGAUCAUUUACAAAAUAUUGGCUACUUGUUGGUUGAUAGCAACAACAGAGAAAUAACAACUCUUAUUCAUCAGUACAAAGGAUAAUUAACAUCAACAUAAUAGAUAUAUAUUACAAUUAAGAUUUAUUCUAACAUGUUUUUUUUUUUUUUAAUUUAUGCUUUACAAUUAUGCUUUCUUUAAAAAUUAUAUUUAAGUUGACAAAUUAUUACCACAAGUUUUAAUGCUAAAAAAAAAAAUACUACAAUGGCUUUUAUUGAAAAUCUUAAAAAUAUUUAAAUACAAU